UUGACAUUAUUGUAUUUUCUUAAGCAAGUAGUUCGUUAAUUUGAAAAGCUUUAUAUUUUUUACGUGAAUACGAAUUUUGAACCCUUAUUAUAAUUUACUAUUUUGUUGUUUUACUGAUUUAUGUAAGUAAUAAGAUUAAUAUAAAGACUGUCAUAAUGGAUUAUUCAACUAUAAGUAAUAAAACGGGCUUAACUGAAAUCGAAGACAUAACGAACAGCGAAUUGACUGAACGUUAUUAUUCCCUCAAAAAGCAAUUUGAAGCAGUAUCUAUCAGCUAUGAAGCGACAAAACAAGAAUUGCAUGAUAUUAAAAGAAGUUAUCAGACCGCUUUGGAUGUCCAAAGUCAUUUGACCGCUGAAUUGGAUGCUCAUCAGGCAGACGAAGAAAAGCGAAGAAGUGAACUGAAUUUGCGAAUAUCGUCGCUGCAAGAUGAUAUUUCAUCAUUACGGGAAGAGAAGACAGAGUUAAUAGAUAAACAUGCGAUUGAAGUUAAAAAGUUUGAAGCGGACAUUCGUCUUUUAAAAGAGGAACAGGCGAUAGCUAAUCAAAGGCUCAAAUCAAGUCCGGUGAAGGAUACAAGUGAGUUGGAUGAAGCACGCGCAGCUGUGACAAUUGCAUUAUCCGAUGCGGCUGAAGCAAAAGCAGCGCUUGACGAAGCACGCGCUGAAAUCGAGUCGUGGCGGAUGAAAGUUGAGGAGUUGUUGACAGAUAUGUCCGAGGUGAAAGCAGCGGCAGAUUUGCGCCGUGAAGAGUUAAAAGCCGCUGGAGAGCGCGAGGCGGCAGCGCUGGCUGAUUUAGCUGAAGUCAGGGCAAUGCUGCAUCAGUAUACUGAUGCCCAAGAUUUACAGCCACAUGCUGCUAAAGGUAAUUCAAUAUUUGCUGAGGUGGAGGAUAAAAGACAGGAGAUGGCUAAAAACUUAAUACAAAUGAAACAGACCAAUUCAAGGUUGAGAAGAGAGCUGGCAAAUAAACAGGCCGAGGUGGACACGUUACUCCACGAGAAGCAGACUAUUUGGGAACAGCAGAUUGGAGCAUCAGCACAUUAUGAUAAAGAACUUAUAGAUAGUUAUGAAGAGCGCAUCACGCAGCUAAAAGGUCUUUGCGAGAAACAGAGAAGGGAGCUGGCGAGAUGGUUCGGCAAGCUGUGCGAACCGACCGCCAAUGGAUGGCUGCCGGGAGUGUUGGAUCAUUUAAAAUCAGAAUGUGAACAGCUACGCGAGGAAGUGUUGUCCCGCGGCGCUGCGCAGCUCGCGAGCGCAGCGCAAGUACGGGAACUGCGUAGGAAACUCGCCGUGCUGACGGCCAACGGAGCUAAACAAGCUAUCAGCUCCCCACCUGAACCUAAUGUCCAAGAUGAUAAGGAAGAUACUGCAGUGGCCAGACUGCAAGUCAAAAGCAAACCGACCGUUGAUGAUGUUAAAAAGAAAGUGUCCUUCAAUUAAUUAGAAAUAAUGAUUUUAAGUAAAUAAUAUUAUGUACAUAGAUAUAAAUGUUUU
Molecule: messenger RNA, 1496 nt
Organism: Galleria mellonella (greater wax moth)
Lineage: Eukaryota; Metazoa; Arthropoda; Insecta; Lepidoptera; Pyralidae
Gene: Spindly
Product: protein Spindly
Exons: 5
Coding region: 156-1442 (428 amino acids)
Source: RefSeq, a predicted model, not a curated record